Physella acuta is the source of this 6065-nucleotide messenger RNA. RefSeq names its product multidrug resistance-associated protein 1. Lineage: Eukaryota; Metazoa; Mollusca; Gastropoda; Physidae. Gene Ontology annotation, biological process: transmembrane transport. The record is from RefSeq and is a predicted model, not a curated record. Gene Ontology annotation, molecular function: ATP hydrolysis activity; ATP binding; ABC-type transporter activity. Gene Ontology annotation, cellular component: membrane.
CUAUGUUUGGAAACAUGGCGGGUAUCUGCUCGUCACCGCUAUGGGAUACAAAUGUGACCUGGGAUACUCCUACUCCUGACUUCACACCAUGUUUCCAGACAUCCAUACUUGCUUUGGUUCCCUGUUUUUUUCUUUUCCUACUUGCCCCCUUCAGGAUUUUUUUGUUGUGGCGUCACAAGUUGAAAGUUAUCACCUGGACAUGGCUGAGUGCAUUAAAAGUGGUUGUACUGGGUAUGUUGAUGCUUUUUGCCUUCUAUGAGUUUAUCAUGGGCAUAGUAAGGAGAGCUAAUGAUGACACCAAACCAAUAAUUGACAUUUUAUCACCCCUCUGUGUGGUUUUUACAAUGGUGCUGGUUUUCAUCAUUAUUGUAUUGGAAAAAAAUCGUGGCUAUAGAACUUCUGGAGUGCUUGUGUUGUUCUGGCUCAUUUAUCUUGUGUCAGGAACUUUACGUCUACAGUCGGUCAUUAGAAUUGCCAUAAACACUGGCUACUCAUCCCCAUCUUUGUUUGUCCAUUAUCCGUGUCUUCUGUUUGCAUUCAUUUUGUCUGUGUUGGUUGACUCAAAACCGGCAUCUGAAAAAGAACCAGAGAGUGAGAAACCAUGCCCAGAAAAGGAAAGCUCAUUUUUGUCGCAGUUGACAUUUUGGUGGUUUACAGGCAUGGUGGUUCAAGGCUACAAAAGAGCACUGACCCAAACUGACCUAUGGUCUCUGAACAAAGAAGACACCACUGAAUAUGUUUCAAGGGCAUUUUACCAGAAAUGGAACCGGACCAGAGAAUUACCUGUUGCCUCUACUGCUAAUGGAGAUGUUCAUGAGACAAGUUUCAUGUACAAGGAAGGGAGCGCUAUCCUCGUACCUUAUGCCUUUGUGGAAGACAGCAGGAAACAAAAGCGAACUCUAUUUUCUGCCUUGGUCCGGACAUACAUUUGGUUUUUUCUCUUGGCUGCUAUUUACAAAUUUUUACAUGAUUGCCUUAUGUUUGUCAACCCAUAUUUGCUCAAAUUACUAAUCCGGUUCACAAGUUCAGAUGAAUACAUGUGGCGAGGCUACUUCUAUGCAGCAAUGCUACUUGUUAUAGCUUUAGUUCAGUCUCUCCUGUUACAUCAGUACUUCCAUGCUACUUUUUUGCUUGGUAUGAGGUUGAGGUCCACUAUAACUGCUGUCAUCUAUAAAAAAACCUUGAGAUUGUCCAACACUGCCAAAAGAUCAUCAACAGUUGGUGAAAUUGUCAACCUAAUGUCAGUUGAUGCCCAGCGCUUCAUGGACCUGACAACCUACCUGCACACCAUUUGGUCAGGCCCAUUUCAGAUAAUUGUGGCAUUGUACUUCCUGUGGCAGACUCUAGGUCCCUCAUCUCUAGCAGGUAUUGGGGUGAUGGUGUUGCUGAUACCAUUGAAUGCUCUACUUGCUAACAAAAGCAGACAGUAUCAAGUAGAACAAAUGACUUUGAAAGAUUCAAGAAUAAAAUUAAUGAAUGAAAUUCUAAAUGGCAUGAAAGUUCUGAAGCUUUAUGCUUGGGAAAGCUCCUUUCAAGAUAAAAUAAUACACAUUCGCAAUAAAGAGCUGAAAGUUUUAAAGAAGGCAGCUUACCUGAAUGCCAUUAGUUCAUUCUUCUGGACCUGUGCACCUGUGCUAGUAUCACUCUCCACAUUUGCUGUGUAUGUGCUGUCAUCCUCUGACAAUGUACUAGAUGCUCAGAAGGCCUUUGUUUCAUUAGCUUUGUUCAAUAUUUUAAGAUUUCCUCUUUCCAUGGUCCCAAAUGUCAUCACAAACAUUGUUCAAGCAAAUGUUUCUUUGAAAAGAAUACAAAAUUUCCUGAAUAAUCCAGAACUAGACCCUCAUAGUGUAGAUAAAGAAGAUGAAGAAGAUGGUGUGGCUGUAAAGAUAGAGGAUGCCACUUUCUCCUGGGAGGAUGGAACCAACACACUGACAGACAUCAGUCUAACAGUGGAGGAUGGGUCUCUAGUGGCUGUAGUGGGAGCUGUUGGAGCUGGAAAGUCUUCCCUGCUGGCUGCUAUGUUGGGUGAAAUGGACAGAGUCACUGGCGCUGUCAAUGUCAAGGGCUCUGUGUCCUAUGUUGCUCAACAAGCCUGGAUCCAGAAUGCCACUUUGAAAGACAACAUCCUGUUCAACAAGAGCCUGGACCAACAGCGGUAUGACUCUAUUGUUGAAGCUUGCGCACUGACCACAGACCUUGAGAUACUACCUGCUGGGGAUAGAACAGAGAUAGGAGAAAAGGGCAUAAAUUUGUCUGGUGGUCAGAAGCAGCGUGUGUCUCUGGCCAGGGCAGUGUACCAGGACACAGAUGUGUACCUUCUAGAUGACCCUCUGUCAGCUGUUGAUUCACAUGUGGGCAAACACCUGUUUGAGAAGGUCAUUGGCCCAGAGGGGAUGCUGAAAGGAAAGACCAGGGUUCUGGUGACCCAUGGCAUCAGUUUCCUGCCUCAGGUGGACAAGAUUAUUGUUCUGGUCAAAGGUCAAGUGUCAGAGGUUGGUUCCUUUGCAGAGCUGAUGAAACGAAAUGGGGCUUUUGCUGAGUUUCUCAGGAAUUACUUAACAGAGGAGAUGAAGGAGGAUGAGAGUAACUUGGAUGACCCUGAUGGCCAAUCGACAUCAAGUAAUGAUGCUUUAAGCAGGACAGAAGAGCUCUUAUCCCAGAUUGGCUCCUUGGUAGACGAUAACAGUGCUCUACAGAGGCAGGUCUCAAAGAUCAGUCAGCGCUUACGCUCAGAUUCUGAGCUCUCGAAGGGCAGCGACACCUCCCUCCCCACCUCCACCACCUCACCCUCCAGCAGGAGGAGACAAGACAAGUCUGACGUUAUAGACAGCAUCAAUGAAGAAGACAAAAAACUUUUGGAUGAGCCAAAGGAGAAACAGGGAGACAAACUAGUGCAGGCAGAGACGGCUGAAACUGGCAGGGUGAAGCUGAACGUGUUCAUGGCCUAUGUUCGUGCCGUUGGAGCCUUGAUGAGUGUGGUGAUCUUAUUUUUCUACGUGCUGUACAACUCUGCCAGCAUCUACUCCAACAUCUGGCUCAGUGAGUGGAGCAACGACGCCCGCAACCCCAACAUCUCCAGGGACGACGACCAGAGGAAUAUGAGGCUGGGUGUCUACGGAGCCUUGGGGAUUGUGCAGGGCAUCUUUGUCUUCAUUACUGCCUUGAUGAGACUUCUGGGGGGCGUCAGGGCCACCAAGAUCCUCCACUCAGCACUUUUAGGAAACAUUGUCAGGAGCCCCAUGAGCUUCUUCGACACGACGCCAUCAGGUCGCAUUGUGAACCGCUUCAGCAAGGACGUUGACACCUUGGACUCUGUGAUCCCCAUGAUCGUGGGCAUGUUCUUGAUGUGCGUGUUUCAGACCACCUCCACCAUACUGGUCAUCUCCAUCUCCACGCCCAUGUUUCUCAUCUGUAUCGUGCCUCUGCUAGUUUUCUACUACUUUGUUCAGAGGUUUUAUGUGGCCACGUCGAGGCAGCUGAAGCGCCUGGAGUCAAUCAGCCGGUCCCCCAUCUACUCCCACUUUGGUGAGACCAUCACUGGGGCCAUGACAAUCAGGGCCUACGGGCAGGAGGAGCUUUUUGUCAAGGAAUCUCAGAGGAAGGUGGACUUGAACCAGAUGUCUUACUACCCUAGCAUUGUGGCUAACAGAUGGCUGGCCAUUCGUUUAGAAAUUGUGGGCAACUUCAUCAUCUUCUUUGCCUCCUUGUUUGCUGUUAUAGGUCGUAAUGACCUGAGUCCAGGCAUUGUGGGCUUAUCUAUAACCUACGCCAUGAAUGUAACUCAAACCUUGAACUGGCUAGUACGUAUGACAUGUGACCUGGAGACCAACAUAGUGGCUGUGGAGAGGAUCAAAGAGUACACAGAGACACCCACAGAGGCUCCCUGGGUUAUUGAGAGUAACCGGCCACAACCAGAGUGGCCAGAUAAAGGUGUUGUGGAGUUCAAGGACUUGAAACUUCGCUACAGGGAAGGUCUUGACUUUGUGCUCAAGGGAAUCAACUGUACUAUUCAACCAGGGGAAAAGGUGGGCAUAAUUGGUAGAACAGGGGCAGGUAAAUCAUCCUUGACGAUUGCCCUUUUCCGUAUCAUUGAGGCAGCAGAAGGCAGCAUAUCAGUAGAUGGCAUUGAUAUAUCAACCAUAGGACUCCAUGACUUGCGAUCUAAGCUUACAAUUAUACCACAGGAUCCAGUACUUUUCUCUGGCACACUGAGAAUGAACCUUGACCCCUUUGAGACCCACACAGACGAGCAGAUCUGGUCAGCACUGGAACACGCCCACCUCAAGUCUUUUGUGUCUGGGCUGGAGAAGGGGCUUCUGUUUGAGUGCUCUGAGGGUGGGGAAAAUCUCAGUGUUGGACAGCGCCAGUUGGUGUGUCUGGCCCGCGCCCUGCUGCGUAAGACACAAGUUCUGAUCCUGGACGAGGCCACGGCUGCUGUGGACCUGGAGACUGACGACCUGAUUCAGGCCACCAUCAGAAGUGAAUUUGAGAAGUGCACGGUGCUGACAAUAGCACACAGACUCAACACUAUCAUGGACUACACAAGGAUAAUGGUUUUGGACGCUGGUAGAAUCAAAGAGUUCAACGACCCUAAAGUCCUGCUACAAGAUCACAGCAGCACAUUUUACAGCAUGGCUAAAGAUGCAGGUUUAGCCUAAUCUACUUUUGGCCAAUCUCAGUCUCAUUUCACUUUUUAGUUAACAUUUUUCCUGUUGUGAGUACAUGUUUUUUUUCAUGGACCCUUGGAUGUAUAUUUUUUUUUACUAAAGAGUAGAUGAAAUUUAUCUGCAAAUUGAAGUUGUGAAAUCCAUUCUUUAAAGAUAUCAAAUUUUGUUUUUGUAUAUAGAUAUAAAAAAUACUUUCACUAAAACCUUUUUGGUACCUUGCCUUGUAUAUUUGAGGCAGCUCAGUUGAAGAAAAAUGCUAAUUUUAUAAUCUCAUCUCCAAAAAUUCUCCCCUCUCAGUGUGCACUGGUACUUAUACAAAUGUGCCAUGUUUGUAAAGAUAUUUAUUUUUCUUUCUUGAAGGAUAGCACAGCAUCUACCUAGCUAUGUAAAGGUCUAAGCAAUAUUUUACACUUUAAACCAAGCUACUCUAGUCAUUUAGAGUUUGUUUUACUUAUACUUUAAGUAACUUAUCAUUUUACAUUUUUUAAAAUACAUUUACUUUAGUACAAACAGAUAAGAUUUCAUUGUUAAUUGUUGACAUAGGUAACAAUUUAUUUUUUUAAUUUAAUUGAUGUUUUUAUGGUGGUAGGAUAUACUUAAAUUUAUAAUUGACAUGGAUAACAAUGAUAUAAUGUCACAAUUUUAUAUAUAUAUAUUUAUAUAAUGAAACAUGACCAUGGGUUUAUUAAUACAUAAUUUAGCAAAGAUAAUUUUCUAAAUUAAAAUUGUUGAAUAAGUUACAACAAUGUUGUUGUUUCUGACAUAGGGCUUGGUGUAAAUAUGCUAUAAAUAUCUUGCUAAGUUUACAACUCAAUGACAAAUAUGACAGCAGCUUUAUAUAUACAAUCACCCUAUGUAUAAAUGGUGGUGACCGCUAUUGUUCUAUUGUGAUGUAUGGCGGCUUAUGUACAACUGUAAGGACACCAUGACUAAAUGUUAGCUGUGGGGGUGGAGGCAUCAGUCUUGUCAGAAAUGAAUAUCUUGCCUGUAAAUGCUUGCCCUUACCAUAGUGUGUUCCCCCUAAACUUACAAUUGAUUAGGUAGGUAGGAUAUUAAAGCAAGUAGUCUUUUUGAACAAAACCAUCAUCAUACGUUAACGCUGGUUAUUUAAUUUAAUAUUCACUUGGAUGUAGUGCAUGAUUUUUUAAAUUGUUUUACAUAUGUUAAUCACAUAUAAUCAUUGAAUACUUUUCUUGUGGGACUUAGUCCAUGCAUAAUAUUCCUCCACACAUUAUUUUAUAGAAACAUUCAGGUUUUGUAAGCUGGGUCUAUAAUGUGUCUAACUGUAAACAUGUGUGUUGAGGGUUUUGAGUAGCAGAAAGUACAAUGUGUUGAUGCUUAGCUUGCUGGGUCUAAUGUGUUUAGGCUUAGCUUGGUGGGUCUAAUGUGUUUAGGUUU